AUGUCGCAACACGCAUUGUCUGACCAGCAGGUCGACAAUGAGCUCCGCAAGAUGACGGCGUUCAUCAAGCAAGAGGCCAUGGAAAAGGCCCGCGAGAUCGAGAUCAAGGCAAACGAAGAGUUCGAAAUCGAAAAGUCCAAGCUCGUUCGCCAAGAGACCGACUCGAUUGACAGCCAAUACGCCAAAAAGUUCAAGCAGGCGACAAUGUCGCAGCAAAUCACCCGCUCCACCGUAGCCAACAAGACCAGGCUCAAGGUCCUGAGUGCGCGCCAGGAGCUUCUCGACGGCAUAUUCCAAGAAGCCGAGAAGAAGUUGGUGGAAGGCGCCAAGGACCAGGCCAGAUACCGCAAGAUUCUCAAGGGUCUCAUCCUCGAAGGCUUCUACGCGCUGAACGAACCCACACUAAAAGUCCAGGCGCGAAAGCAGGACCGUGAUGCGGUCGACAAGGCUAUCCAGGAAGCUGCCGAGGAAUACAAAAAGGCAAUGGGCACGGAUAUCGAGGCCAAGAUUGACGAGGCGAAUCCAUUACCCGAGGCAUCAACCGGUGGUGUCAUCAUCGUCAGCGGCAACGGCAAGAUUGACAUCAACAACACCUUUGAAACAAGACUGGAGCUGCUCAAAGAUUCUGCCGCCCCUGCUGUGCGAGAGGCUCUGUUCGGCAAGAACCCCAACCGCAAGUUCUUUGACUGA
Messenger RNA from Ustilaginoidea virens, 690 nucleotides. RefSeq lists its product as uncharacterized. Gene Ontology annotation, biological process: proton transmembrane transport. Gene Ontology annotation, molecular function: proton-transporting ATPase activity, rotational mechanism. The transcript is spliced from 3 exons. Bases 1 to 690 code for a protein of 229 amino acids. Lineage: Eukaryota; Fungi; Ascomycota; Sordariomycetes; Hypocreales; Clavicipitaceae. Gene Ontology annotation, cellular component: proton-transporting two-sector ATPase complex, catalytic domain. The record is from RefSeq and is a predicted model, not a curated record.